Messenger RNA from Lobosporangium transversale, 1059 nucleotides. Its product is annotated as GAMM1 protein. The transcript has 4 exons. NCBI's taxonomy places the organism in Eukaryota, Fungi, Mortierellomycota, Mortierellomycetes, Mortierellales, Mortierellaceae. Gene Ontology annotation, cellular component: nucleus; cytoplasm. The coding region runs from base 13 to 1059 and encodes 348 amino acids. The record is from RefSeq and is a predicted model, not a curated record.
AAAAACUUUCCUAUGCUUGCGUUUUUUCAGCAUUCUUUUCGUUCAUCCAUUCUAAAAACUCAUUUCAUCUUCAGGUACAAACGCCCCGGCAUAAUGGCUAAGAUUAUUGGAACUCACAAUGGACACUUUCACUGCGAUGAAGCGCUUGCUGUUCAUAUGCUUCAGAAGACUAAGCAAUUUAGAGGAGCUGAACUCAUCCGCACGCGUGAUCCAGCGAAGCUUGCCACCUGCGAUAUUGUUGUGGAUGUAGGUGGAGUGUAUGACCCUAGCACACACCGAUACGAUCAUCAUCAACGUGGAUUCACUGAGGUCUUUGGCGGCAAAUUUAAUACCAAGCUCAGCAGUGCUGGUCUCGUAUACAAGCAUUUUGGAAAAGAGAUCAUCGCCUCGUUGUUGAAUCUUGAAGAGCCAGACUCGAGAGUAGAGCUGUUAUAUAAUAAAGUCUAUGAGAACUUUAUUGAAGCAUUGGAUGCAGGUGAUAAUGGGAUUUCGCAAUACCCAGAGGAGAUCAAGCCCAAAUAUCGAGUCGGUACAGCUUUACCUCAACGGGUUGCAGGACUGAAUCCUUGGUGGAAUCAGAAGGAUGUGGAUCAGGAUGGACAAUUUAUGAAGGCAGUGGCGAUGACAGGUCAAGACUUUACGGAUGCAGUUCGCUAUUUGGGUCUGUCCUGGUUACCGGCUCGGGAUCUGGUAGUGAAGGCUUUGGACACUCGGAUGGAUAUUCAUCCCUCGGGCAAGAUCUUGGUGUUUGAACAACCUUGUCCAUGGAAAGAACAUUUGUUCUUAUUGGAACAAGAACUUUGUAUUGAGGAAAAGGCCCUGUAUGUGCUUUAUCCGGACGAUAAUGGUCAAUGGCGCGUUCAGUGUGUGCCAACUGCACCCGAAAGCUUUGAAUGCCGUAAGGCAUUGCCUCAAGAAUGGAGAGGUUUUAGGGAUGAGGAAUUGAGUGAGCGUAGUGGUAUUCCAAACUCUGUCUUUGUUCACAUGGGAGGUUUCAUUGGAGGUAAUAGGACGAAAGAAGGUGCCUUGGAGAUGGCCGUCAAAGCAUUGGAAGCAUAA